Molecule: messenger RNA, 851 nt
Organism: Microdochium trichocladiopsis
Lineage: Eukaryota; Fungi; Ascomycota; Sordariomycetes; Xylariales; Microdochiaceae
Exons: 1
Coding region: 88-696 (202 amino acids)
Source: RefSeq, a predicted model, not a curated record
GACUGGCUGACACUUGGAGUUGUGUACAGUCUUGUCUGUGAUAAUGGCGCUUGGCCGUGCUAGCCGGCUGAUCCAAAUCUUAGUGUGAUGAUCCUUGACUGUUCCACCGUCGUGCCGCCGAGGCCAAGUUCCAGCGGUGCAAUGCAAGGCCAAAAUUCACAGUCGCAGCCCGCCAGUCUAGAUGUCAACUGGUAUUCAUGGCGGCCGGGCGCCUACUUGCGACUUGCACCUUGGAGAAACCCUUAUCGUCAUAUUCGCAAUUGUUCCGGGCCCAAGAGGGCUACUUCCCUACUGGUCGGGAGAAGUGCAGCCGGAAUCGCCUGCAAAGCUUUCGGCAGACCCGGCCAAUGCUACACAACAACUGACGUGCGAUUCGUCCGCCCGGACAUCUAUGUGCUUACGAGCUUCAACCACGAAUGUAACGUUCUUCGACCCAGCACCUGUCUCACCGCUCGAGAAGGCCGAUCCAGCACCAAUCGACACCGCACCAAUCGACACCGCGCCUUUGCGUUGUUGAACUUGAGAAUGCCGUGGUGGUGCCGUCCAAGGGAUAGGUUCGUCACCAUUGACCAUUUAUCUGGUCCUUCAGAUCGGGGAAGUGUCCGUGUCGAUGCAUCAUCAAUACAUGCUCUCUGGGCGACACUUUGCCGAACCUCUCAUGGCGCCGCAUUUUCGAGGCUACCGGUGUACCCUUAACCCCUGGCAGCACAAUUCGGACAUAUGAUUCCGCAUGGGAUGUCAGAGAGUUGCAGCAUGACACAAGCUAGUGUGGUUACCCAAAAACACCUGGGACCAUAGGGCAAAUCAUUUCACGACUCAAUCCAUUCAAUAUUGGCAACCUGUUUACCUAG